AUGGGUGCGUUAAACUGGAUCGAGUACACGCUUGGUCGCCUGCUAUACAAUGUUCGUGGCCGUGAUUCUGCACUAUUUACUAACGGGCCGGCUUGCAAAGACAUCGCGCCAACAAUCAGAUUACUUGCACCCGAAUGCGGUGCUACUGGAUCGCAAAUGCUCAAAUACGACACGGGGUUGGGCGGUGACGUCUUUCCCGAGCUAGAAUGGACUGCGCCAGAGGGCGUCAAAGGAUUCGUCCUAGUCGUGCAGAAUCCUGAUAUUCUGCUCCCAUUUGUCGCAACCCAUGGACUUUUCUACGCCAGACCUGGACCCGUCACCUCGAUCAAAGCUGCUGACGUGCAAUACAAGAACGAACAGGGGAGCCAGCAUGAGCUGAUCAGACCAUUCCUUCUCCAUGGUCCCUAUUGCUACUUCUUCCAGAUCGUGGCUCUCAGCGAGCCACUGGAUCCCAGAACACUCGGCAAACGACCUUCUCUAAGCGCCAUCUCGAAGGCAAUCAAUGGCAAAGCUUCGGACCGGGCAUCGUGGAUCGGUACUUGA
This is a messenger RNA of Aureobasidium namibiae CBS 147.97, 543 nucleotides long. RefSeq lists its product as uncharacterized. The record is from RefSeq and is a predicted model, not a curated record. The coding region runs from base 1 to 543 and encodes 180 amino acids. NCBI's taxonomy places the organism in Eukaryota, Fungi, Ascomycota, Dothideomycetes, Dothideales, Saccotheciaceae. The transcript has 2 exons.